UUGUCAUGGUUACGACAGAGAACGUAUAGGAAUAUACGGUCUCUGGUUACGAUAACGCAAAUAAAAAAACCUUCAAAGCUCUUGCGACAUCUGCUGUAUUUAUAGUAAAACCUUCUGGCCUAUUGUGAAAACCCAAGGAUCAAAAAGAAGAAGAGUGCACAAAUCAGCUGUCCAAAAAAGUAAACAAGCGGUUUGGAAAUUGCACUUUUCGUAAAAUAAACAAAAAUAUUUUCUUUUCGCACCCAUUACCAAUGUGAAGAAAUUAUUUAACAGUAAUAGCCACAUCCAUCAAAAUGGAUCGUUGUCCCGGCCAAUAUUGUGGUCGCAGCAUGUACGAUAAUGGAAGCUGGUCCGAUUGUGGAGCAUGUGAGCGUGGCUACCGGGUAAAUGAGUCCUUCAUUUGUGCACCAUGCCGUGAUGAAUUGAACACCUACUCUUGGCUGUAUUUAGGAUUUAUGGCAAUGUUGCCACUAAUGUUGCACUGCUUCUUUAUCGAUCUACAUGCGAAGGAUCGCAAAUUUUCACGCAAGCAAUUGAUACUUACCGCCUGCGCUUUUAUUGAGAUAUCACUUUCUGCUACGCUUUCCAUUUUGGUUAUGGAACCGAUGUGGGAAUUCCGCUUGCAUUCUUGUGGAGUGCGUAAUUUCACCGAUUGGUAUACGCUAUUUUACAACCCCAGUCCAAACUAUGAGACACGUUUGCAUUGUACACAAGAAGCAGUAUACCCGCUUCAAACCAUCGUACUUGUCUUCUAUUUCUUGUGUUUAUCAACAAUGUUUCUCAUACGGCCCAUUGUUAGCGCCAUUACAGAUGUACGUGGAAAAGCGCCCAUUUAUGCGGCCCUUUAUUUCCUGCCGCUUUUGACAUCGAUACACGCACUUGCUUGCGGGCUUAUUUAUUGGUUUUUUCCAUAUUUGAGUAUUGGAAUCUCUAUGAUAACAAAUGCGAUACAUUAUUCGGUCAAGUUAGACCAGUCCUUUAAGGCCUUGAUACGCUCGUCGUUACUAGAAGUAAAAAAUUUUGUUAUCAUUUCUGUACAUUGGCUUUUGCUGGCCUAUGGAAUCAUCGCUUUGGGCCAUCACUAUGCGUUUUUGUGCCUCAUACCAUUCCCUUCGAUUUUUUAUAUUCUCACUGUGCGAUUUACGGAUCCAGCUGAGUUCCGUGAGGUGGAAGUGCGACAAAAUUAGUUUAUAUUUAGCAAUAUUUCUUUUAAUAUUUGUCCAAGUUAUGUGGCAAUUUAUACAUUUAUGUAUUUAAAAGUUAAAUGUUAAAUAGUUUGUAUAAAAAUAGCGUAAAGUAUUUCAAAGUUUCUCAACUUCCUCUUCCUUUGAUUUCUAUCUCAUCUGAGGCACCCUGUACCAGAGCAAAUUUCUCCAUGUAACAAAUUUGUCGUAUAUUUGGUAUACCAUUAAUAUAAUUUUAUACAUUAUCACAUUUUUAAAAACGGUUCAAAGUAAUAAAAAGUUUAAUGGAUAAUA
Molecule: messenger RNA, 1478 nt
Organism: Rhagoletis zephyria (snowberry fruit fly)
Lineage: Eukaryota; Metazoa; Arthropoda; Insecta; Diptera; Tephritidae
Product: JNK1/MAPK8-associated membrane protein
Biological process (GO): response to unfolded protein; ERAD pathway
Cellular component (GO): membrane
Molecular function (GO): ubiquitin protein ligase binding
Source: RefSeq, a predicted model, not a curated record